GUGAACUAUGUAGAAAAUUUCGGUAAACCAAGCAAAUGUGUCUUCAUCCGUCCUAAUUUAGUCUUAAAUUGAACAUUUUUUGAAAACUUCGGAGUUGAUGGUAUCCUGAAAUAGCAGCAUAAUGUCAUCCAGACUUUUAGUUCUUCCGUCAAGAGCAGCACCAAAAAUAUUUAAAACUACUUCAAAGUUUUCAACAUGGGGAGGGCAACACAUGGCACAAAGAAAUUUUUCUGUUAUUUCAACCAGCGGAACAACAAGAUUGGCUAGUGUAUUCAGCAAUGGUGCACAGCACAACUUUGAUCAGAAGAGAAACUUCAAUGAUGGAAAAAGCACAGCUCUUACUUUAAUUAAAGACCUGAAACAUAUAACAUCAACCCCAGGACCAGCAUUGUUGCUUGGCCUCGGUGGUCUGAUACCAUUCGUAGCUAUGCCAGUCUAUAUGGUGUCAUCGGGUGUUUUUGUUUCUGGUCUUGCAUUCAGCCAAGUCACAUACGGUGCCUGUAUUUUAUCGUUUAUUGGUGGAGUAAGAUGGGGCACGGCUCUUUCGGAUAAUGAAGCUGUUCAACCAAACUGGUUUAACCUAGGCUACAGUGUCACACCUUCUCUCGUAGCGUGGGUAGCUCUCCUUUUGCCCACUCCAGCCUCCUUGCUCACGCUGAUGGCUGGACUGGCUGGUUCAGCUUACAUGGACUUGACCAUGCUUGGCUAUCCACCAUGGUUUAAAGCACUUAGAUUCCUAUUGUCGCUGUUUGCCAUACUUUCUCUAUGGAGUACACUGAUGUGUAUGCUUAUUCUUGAUGACAAGAAGAAAAAGGAAGAAAAGAUGAAGGCUGCUGCAAAUGAUAAGAUGGAGAAAGCUCCUGAAGUUGAAAAGCUUGCUGCAGUAAAACCAGUUGUUAGGAAGGUUGAGAAAAUGGUCGACACGGCAGGAAAGUCAGCUAAGUCUGCUGUGAAUAAAAGUAAGAAAGAAGCGUCUGAACUUUUAAGCAAAAGUGCUAACAGAGAAACAGGACAAAAAGAUGAUUUGGAAGAAAAAGAACUGAAGGAGUAGAUAAACAAUUUGCGGAGGAUAUUUUCCCUUUUGUGCUAGUCUGUCUGAAAGUUACGUAAAAUCUUGUUUUAAUUUAUUAUUGUGAUUAUUUAUGUAUCAUAUUAAAUAUGAAUCCAAGUUAUAUAUAGAAAUACAUCUACAUUGUACUAGGAUUUCAAAGUACAAAAAAAAUAUAGUAGAGUUUUCAGUAUUUCAAUUUGAGCGUAAUUUGGAUAAAAUGAAAUUGCCUUGUUCAUUAAUAAUUUGAAAUGUAUUGUGAUUUAAAUAACCAUUAUGUGUACUUAUGUACAAGUUAUGAUUUUUAAUUCAUGUGUUGUUUUGUUCACCAUUUUGGGAAUUGGGCAAGAGCCAUUGUAAUUUGGAAAAAUGCAUUAUUUUGACAAAAAAAUAAAAAAAAAGAGGCCAUUUUACAUCAAAAUGAAUAAGGGUUGCUUAAAAAAAAAUAAGUGGAAAAAAUGUUUUAUGAAGAAUACGCAAACUCUUACAUACAAAAGUUAUUUUGGGCCUAAUUUUUUGAGAAAAUAAAUAAUAUAAAAACAGCACAGAAAUUUGUAAUGUUCUUUUCACUUUUUUUAUUUUUAAUGUUUAAGCAUUGGAAAUGUGGCCGAACUUCGGUCCAAAAUUUAUCAGAAAAACUCACUGGUAGAGAAUGUUGUUUUUAUGUAAAUAUAUAAGAUUGUUAUUUUUAUUUUUUAUUUCAUUGAAGUGCAUGUGUAAAUAGAAUUUGUGAAUUCUCUGUAUUAUUUAUAUGAAGUGCUAUACUACAAAGUUAUAGUCUGGUUAUGAAAUUAAACAUGAGAGCAUU
Molecule: messenger RNA, 1856 nt
Organism: Mya arenaria
Lineage: Eukaryota; Metazoa; Mollusca; Bivalvia; Myida; Myidae
Product: transmembrane protein 69-like
Exons: 3
Coding region: 122-1051 (309 amino acids)
Source: RefSeq, a predicted model, not a curated record